AUGACAGCUCAGGCAGCAGAGGCGGUCAAGGCCUCCGCGGCUGACGGAAAUCGCCUGCACAGUGUGGUGGUGAUCAACCCUGUGAACGAGAAAGAGAACCGAUUCACGUCCACCGAGGGCAUGGACUAUCCCUGCAGCAAUAUGAAAGAGUUUGAGACGAUAGUGGGGGUCUCAAGGGAGGUGAUCCGCGGCAUCAUCGGAGACGCCAGUGCGGCGCUCACGAUCAAGCGCAUCGACGAGGGCGGAUUGGACGGCGACCUCUGCGCCAUCAUCAGCUCAGUAGACAAGUCUGUUGUAGCAGUGGUGUGGCCCACCGCCGAGAAGCUGCCCAUCCUGAAGAACCUGGCGAAGGACACGGCGAUCAAGACCCUGCUCAUCAUCAACCCGCUGUGGAAGACCGAGGGCAACCUUGUUAGUGAGUUUGGUAUCCUGCCCUGGGACCGCAAAGCCAAUGCGGAGUUCGUGGCCGGCUUUGCUCUGUCCUAUUCCCUGUAUGAGCAGCGCAUCGGCGCGCCCUCGUCGGUCAACCUGGCGCGCGGCACGCGCUACGAGAGCGGCGCGGUGGUGCGCGUGCUCAAGGUGUGGCCGCAGCAGUACCAGGUGCACGUGAUGGCGGCAGACGGGACAAGCCAGGCCAUCGGCGGCUUCGACGCCAAGCCCUCCUACCGGGAGCUUGAGGGCCUGAUCGACAAGGCGCGGCUGGCCAAGCUUGAGAUCUUCGAGCUGGCCAAGGCAGCUUCCUCCCUCGACCUCGAGGCCGGGCGCGCGCGCGGCGCGCCGGCGUCGCCCGAGGACCUGCCCUCCGCCGACGCGGCCGCCGCGGCGUUCCCCAGCAGGGAGCAGCUUCUGGCGGAGGACCCAAAGGCAGUGCGGCGGCUGCUGGUGUCGCUGGGCCUGCCGGGCAGCGGGACGCCCGCAAAACUGCAGGCGCGUGCCCUGGCAGUCGCAGACGCGCUGGCGGCGGGGGACUCUUUCGAGGCGGCGCUGGCUGUCGCACGCAAGCUGCGGUGA
Molecule: messenger RNA, 1011 nt
Organism: Monoraphidium neglectum
Lineage: Eukaryota; Viridiplantae; Chlorophyta; Chlorophyceae; Sphaeropleales; Selenastraceae
Exons: 9
Coding region: 1-1011 (336 amino acids)
Source: RefSeq, a predicted model, not a curated record